CUAAUGAGCGAGAUUACAAUCGAAUCACAUUAGUCCAUACACAAACUAUCUAGCUAGUAUAUUGGCUUUUGAAGUCCAUAAUAUUUGUCUUUGAAGUAGUUUACUAAUCGGAUUUUUCUCCUCUUUCGAAAACACAUAUCGAAAAUUCGUGGCACUAGAUUGUUAGAUAAGUACAGCCACAUAUUCAAAUAGUUAUUAUUAGGAAAAACUGAUGCCUAUUCUUUUAAACUAAAAAUAAUGGUGAAACUUAUCUCUUUUCUAAUUCCCCAUUUUGGAACAUAACAACUCUCUUGUUGAAAUCUAUGUGAAAUAAUGAACGAUGGAGAAAAGCGUAAUGGAAGAGAAGUUCUCGAGAGUCAAUAACGUCAAGGACAUCCAAAUGCCUCCAAAGAUAUCAAUGGCAACAGAGUUCAGCAUCGAAGGAUUCAAGCAUACGGCCGACAACCAUUCGCCGGACACCUACUCGUCGGAGUCGCCCCAUAAGUUGCAACAAACUUUGACGACGAACAUGAAAACAGCAACGCCGGGAAAGUGGAAUUGCCUUUGCUCGCCGACGACUCACGUCGGUUCGUUUAGGUGUCGAUUGCAUCGAGGUCCUGGAAAGGGAAUGAUCCGUGGUGGCUCCGUCGGCUCCAAUCUCUCAGAGUUGGGCUCUAAAUCACGCCCUCUUGCUGAAUUGAUUUAGAUUAGUAUAUACAUAUAAUGACAGUGGUAAUGAUCAUACCAGUAAUUAAGACUACAUCUAUUCAUCCAUCCAUUGAUUGUAACCAGUUUUUGUCAUGUGUGAGCCUUAAUUGUACUUAUAAUCUCUAAUGUUUGCUGAAAUGCAAGUUAUGUAUUAAGAUGUUGCAUUGUGUCAGUCCAUCAAUGAUUUUGUGGUAUAGUUGGUUAUCACGUCAAUUUAACACAUUGAAGGUCUUCGAUUCAAACCCGGACAAAGCCAUUUUUUGUUCCUUUUCAUAUUUUCAUGCAUUUAGCAUGUUUCCUUAUGUAAAACUGUUUUCUCUUUCAUAGAUGUUGCAUGAAAAUUGAGAAGUCCUAUGCGUGACUUUUGCCAUGAAGAUUGUGUUUUGCUCACUUAUAUAACCCUUGUGGUAGCCAUACAAAUUUUCAUUUUACUGCUAUGCCUACAAUUUUUCUCAAAAAACUAGUAAGACAUUGAAUGAAGUCGAUUGAAUUUG
Linum trigynum is the source of this 1181-nucleotide messenger RNA. The record is from the annotation of a GenBank genome assembly. Lineage: Eukaryota; Viridiplantae; Streptophyta; Magnoliopsida; Malpighiales; Linaceae.